Messenger RNA from Cyphellophora attinorum, 1164 nucleotides. RefSeq lists its product as uncharacterized. Lineage: Eukaryota; Fungi; Ascomycota; Eurotiomycetes; Chaetothyriales; Cyphellophoraceae. Gene Ontology annotation, biological process: positive regulation of transcription by RNA polymerase II. Gene Ontology annotation, cellular component: nucleus. The transcript has a single exon. The coding region runs from base 1 to 1164 and encodes 387 amino acids. Gene Ontology annotation, molecular function: DNA-binding transcription factor activity; transcription cis-regulatory region binding. The record is from RefSeq and is a predicted model, not a curated record.
AUGCCAAGGGGUCGUCCGACGCAGUGGCAGUUGGUGGUGCCAUGGCUACACUCGCGGCAGCUCGUCACCCUACCAGCUGUCAACAGACGGUUACUGCAGUAUUGGGUGGAGAACGUCAGUCAAAUCAUGACGCUGAACCCGGAAAACAAUCCAAUGUCCUUUCCCAUUGUCCAGCAACUGGACGACUCUGAGGCCCUGGUCCAUGCCUUACAGAGUGUCUCCGCUGGGCAUGAAUGUUUCUACGACCUGAGCGCGUUGUCCACGUCCUUAGAGGAGCGGGGCAAGGCACUGUGCACGAUCCGAAAGGAGAUACAAUCAACGACUGCCAUCCGUUUACAGUCUUUCCUUGCCGUCUGGAUGCUUGGAUUCUCGUCGCAAUGGAUCAAUAACGACAUCCAUGACUUCGGCCAAGAACACCUGAUGGCUGCUCGAAGUAUUCUAGAAGGCCUGCUUCUGCAGAGAGAUUUUGGGCCAGACCAUCCCUUUCGGCCUCUGGUUAUCGGCGCGUAUCUGUGGUGGGACAUGGCGUGCUCAUUCUUGGUGCAUUCAUCCGAACAAACUGCAAUAGACACGGCACAAGUAUGUGCAGCUGUUACCUCUGUUAGAGGUAAGUUUUGUGCCUUGGUGAGUCACGCCACCGAGCUAUUCUACUACCUCUGCUGUCUUGGCCGGUAUUGCCGUGCAUUAGUGGACACAGGGAGUAAGAACCAGGCAUUUGAAGACUACAUUGAACAGGAGCUGUUGAUGUGGGAUAACCGUGCAGACGGGAAGACAUUACAUCUUUUGAAUGAGGCUUUUCGGUUACAUGGCAUAAUCAUGCUCCGCAGGAUAUGUCAGUCAGUCGAUAACGAUAACGAGCGAUACAUUCGCAGUUGUGUCAUCGCUUUGCUGGACAAUAUCUCCAAGAUCGGCACCAAAGAUCCCGUAUUCAAAUUUACGACUAUCCCACUGGUUUCAGCUGGGGCAGAACUGACCAGUCAAGACCAGCAGCUACGAACACGGGUGACUGAAUGGAAUGCUGUCAUUUACUCUUACAAUCGUCUUCUCACUAACACGCGGGUGACGACGUUACUGCUGGAUCUUUGGAGCAGGAAAGAUGCUGGACAACCGACUGACUGGCUUCGCCUGAUGCUGGAAAAUGGCUGGCUUCUAAUGCUUGGCUGA